CGUGCACAGAACGCAAUAACACUGUCAAACUGUACAACAUACAAAAUACAAACGUAGCGCUGAAUUACGCAGAUACGCUCGUACGCAAUAACAACAACAAUAACAGCAAGAAAAUCCAAUGCAGCUGCAAACUGGAAUUUUGUGUUAAGUGAAAAAGCAAAAACUAAAGAAACUUGAAGUUGAAAACGCUGCAACAAUUUGAAACAGCAACAGAAACAACAGCAACAACAACAAAACUUUCGAAACCCGAGCCAAGCACAUAGAAAAGUAGUUCAGAGCGCGAAAUACUUAAGCGCCAGCUGUUUGCAACUGCGAGAUACAUUUUUGCAAAUUGUGAAAUCUGCAAAUAUCUGAAAAGUGUGAUAGAGUCCCCCCCCCAUACCCUGUUGUGCACUAGUGAAAACAUACAUAGAUACAAAGCGAAAGAGCGAGCGAGAGAGACAGAUACAGAGCGAGAGAGAGAUACACAUACAGCUGGAGAAAACAGACAAAAGCCAAGCGAAAGCGAGUGCAAUUUCUAUUUUCGCGAAAAACAACAAGAAAACAGCUAACAAAAAAAGAAAAGAGAACAACAUUUUAUAUGUAUGCACAUAUAUUAUAAAUUCAACGACAACAACUCAAAUUGCAUUGGCAAUUCCGUGCAGGAAGUUCCAUAAACAAAAGAAAUUCAUAAACAAAUUACAAAUAACCGAGCACGUACAUAUCAAUACAUAUAUAUAUAUAUAUAAAUAUAUAUUUGAAAGAUAUAUAUAUUUGAACAGCGGAUGUCGUCGUCUUAAAAAUAUACCAAUAUACCAAAUACACAACAACAACAACAAGAACAACAACAACGUUGCGCAGCAAAAACAGUGUAGAGGCAAUUUUUGGAUUAACUUUCAUUAACUAGCUGAUUGUCGUUGAGCGCUGAGCGAUGCAAGUGGAGGCCAGUUACCCGAAAUACGCCGGACGCGUGCCACCGCUCGAUCUGUCGCAGGUCAAUGCCGGCCAGGAUCAACUGCAGCUGCAACAGCUGUGGGCCAGCAACGCGGCCGUUGCGAUGAAACGCCAUCAUCCCUACCAGAUGCUGGACAAGUGUCGUGGCGGCGCCGUUGCCCUCCUCAGCGAUGAUAAUAACAAUAACACAGGCCUUGCCACUGGCCCGAAUAGUCACACCAACCUGCUACAUCCCAUGGGCUCCGAUGGACUGCCACUCGAUCCGCGCGAUUGGACCCGAGCCGAUGUCUGGAAAUGGUUAAUCAACAUGGCUGUGUCUGAGGGUCUCGAAGUGACGCCAGAACUCCCACAAAAGUUCCCCAUGAACGGCAAGGCGUUGUGCCUCAUGAGCCUGGACAUGUAUCUGUGCCGGGUGCCCGUUGGUGGCAAGAUGCUCUAUCGUGAUUUUCGUGUGCGACUCGCUCGCGCCAUGGCGCUGCUCUCCUAGUUGACGGCAGCGGAGUGUUGUGGGGGGCGAAGAAGUCUCAACUCUCUCUCUGAGUGAAUUACCUAAUCAGGUUGUACAUAUACAUAGUAUAUACAUACAUAUAUAUAUAUAUAUAGCACCUAUAGCUAACCUAGCGCUAAGCAUUUGUCGUAAGUUUUAGUUAUAAUGAAUUUGUUUAAUCGCUUAAGUAAUCGGAGCUUGCCCCGCCCCCCCAUCCAAAAUAAACGUGUGGGGGCGGGGCACACUUCAAAUACUGUCCUAUUAGUUAUUUAAGUUGCAUCUAAUGAAAAUAUAAAAUGAAAUUUUAUCAAAUGAA
Messenger RNA from Drosophila grimshawi, 1736 nucleotides. RefSeq names its product ETS homologous factor (gene edl). The coding region runs from base 911 to 1420 and encodes 169 amino acids. Gene Ontology annotation, molecular function: sequence-specific DNA binding. Lineage: Eukaryota; Metazoa; Arthropoda; Insecta; Diptera; Drosophilidae. The transcript has 2 exons. The record is from RefSeq and is a predicted model, not a curated record.